This is a messenger RNA of Ostrinia nubilalis (European corn borer), 5269 nucleotides long. RefSeq lists its product as uncharacterized. The transcript is spliced from 5 exons. Gene Ontology annotation, cellular component: nucleus. Gene Ontology annotation, molecular function: transcription coactivator activity. The record is from RefSeq and is a predicted model, not a curated record. Gene Ontology annotation, biological process: positive regulation of transcription by RNA polymerase II. Bases 67 to 2532 code for a protein of 821 amino acids. Lineage: Eukaryota; Metazoa; Arthropoda; Insecta; Lepidoptera; Crambidae.
GCGUCGCCGCCGCGCACGCCGGCCACGCCUCCCUCCGACGACACUUUCAGUUCGGGUGCGGAGGAGAUGGCCGGGCGUCAGGCGAGCGGCAGCGGCGCCAGCGAGCCGCCGAGCUCGCCUCGCGUCUCCCCCCCUAAAGUGGUCGUCGACGACAGCCCCCUCCAGCCAGCCAUGGGGAAGCACAAGGAAUCAUUGAAAGUUAAGCUGUUGACGCGGCGUCCCAUCACGCAGCUCGUGGCCCAAGGGAUAAUGCCGCCGUUAAAGACGCCUCCGGCGUACUUCGAGCAAUGCAAACAAUUGGAAAGAGCGAAGACGGGAGAUUUGCUGAAAGCAAAAAUACAACGACGGCCCGACCGUCAGGAAUUAGAGCGAAGACACAUAUUAGAACAGGAGAGCCAUGUGGACCCGAGUCUCGCCGAGAAGCAGCGCAUGCUCAAAAAGGCGCGGCUCGCAGACCAACUCAACGACCAGCUGUCGCACCGGCCCGGGCCGCUCGAGCUGAUCAAGAAGAACAUACUGCACACCGAGGAGAACAUAGAGACGGCCGUCAAAAGCGGAACGCUCUCGUUCAAAGCCACCAGCGAGGGCGCCUCGGGCCGGCCGCAGCACCCGUCGUCGUACUGCGGGCCGCCCGACGACGCCUCGCCCUCGCCCUCGCCGCCCUCCACGCUGUCGCCCGCCAGCGUCGCCUCCCCGCCGCAGCACCCCGCGCCCGGCAAGGACAAGAACCGCAAGAAGAGCAAGCAGAAGCAGCAGCCCAAGGCGCGCUUCAAGUUCCACGAGUACAAGGGGCCCCCGAGCGCGCAGAAGGCGUCCUCGCCGCCCGGCUCCGUCGAGACGCCCUACGAGCUGCUCCUGCAGCAGCAGCAGCUGCUCCUGCAGCUCAUGCCCGCGUCGCCCGCGCCCUCCUCCGCCGCCUCCGUGGCCUCCGACUGCUCCGACUACUGCGCGCCGCCGCCGCCGCCGCCGCCGCCCGCGCCCGCCCUGCCGCUCGCCGUCGCCGCGCGCUUCGAGGACAUGAAGGUGUCCGACCUGCGCGCCGAGUGCAAGCGCCGCAACCUGCGCGUGUCCGGGCCCAAGCCGCAGCUCAUCGACCGCCUGCGGCCCUACCUCGUCGAGAAGCAAGAGCCGCCGGAGCCGCCGCGCUCGCCCGCCUCCGCGGCGUCGCUGGCCUCGCCCGUCGGCCUCGACGAGCCCGAGGACAUCGUGCGGUCGCAGCGCCGCCACAUCGAGGAGCUGGAGCGCAAGCUGGAGGCGUCGCGCCAGCAGCUGGAGGCGGUGCGGCGCGACGCGGCGGGCGCGGCCGCCAGCGACCAGAGCCGCCGCCUGCUGCAGGCGCACAUCUGCGUGUCCCAGCUGCGCGCGCAGCUCGACGCGCUCACGCAGCCCGCGCCCGCGCCCGCGCCGCGCCUCGUGCUCGACGCGCCCGAGCGCCUCGUGCGCGUGUUCGCCGUCGCGCCGCCCGCCGCCGACGCGCCCGACGCCGCGCCGCAGAAGGCGAGCCCCUCGCCCGCCUACAUCCUCAACGGCGUCAAGGUGGUGCCCAUCGCGAUCCUGCCCUCGCCGCACUACGAGCCGGAGCGCCUCGCCGCGCCGCCGCCGCCGCCGCCGCCGCCCCCGCCGCCGCCGCCGAUGCCGCAGCUGCCGCUGCCGACGGCGCUGCACGACCGCACCGAGGACAGCCAGAUCAUGGACGACGUUCUCGAGAUCCUCGUCGAGAACGGCGAGCUGCCUCCGUCGGCGGUCGGGAACGGAGUCGCGACCGACGGCAUGGGCGGGUACGGGUCGGCGGCGGACUCGUUCUCGCCGGCCGCCGUGCUGUCGGACGACGUGUUGUGCGACCCGCACGUGCGCCACUCGCUGGCGGCCGACGAGCUGCAGCGCGAGCUGGACGACAUCCAGAACGAGUUCAUGAGCCACGCCGAGAUGCACGGCGUCGUCGACGAGCACUGCGACGUGGACCCGUCGGCGACCGACAUCGACGCCGAGCUCGGCGUCGACCUGCUCUCGAACGGCGACUUCCACGCUGACUUCGGUGGUUCCGACCCGACGACGGACGACCACGACGACUUCUUCGAGAGCCUGCUGUCGGGCGAGAGCGAGCGCGCCUCCGAGCGCUCGCCGCCCACCGGCAUGGACGUGGAGGACGCGCCCGAGCGCAUGGCCAUGACGCCGCUCACCAACGGCGACCUGCUCGACCACUCGCGCACCGGCUUCGAGUACAUGGACGACCUGUCGCUGCCGUCCUUCCAGAACGAGGACGCGCGGCCGGAGCCCUUCGACCCGCGCGGCUGCGACAUCGACCUGAAGGAGUUCGGCAUCGACCCGGCGGCGAGCAUGAGCAUGCACGUGGACGGCGACGGCUACGACUACUGCGGCCGCGACAUGGACGCCGAGCUCAUCCCCAACGUGUUCGGGCGCGGCUACGUGCCGCAGUGCGACCCGCUGCUGGGCGCCGUGCUGGCGCGCCCGCCGCCGCGCCCGCAGCGCAAGCACUACUCCUGGGACCGCAUCGAGUUCGACGCCACCUGACCCGCGCCCGCCGCCCGCCGUCCGCCCGCCGCGUCCGCCGCGCCCGCCGCCCGCAAGCCUCACGACGCCCCCAAGCGUUUCGAUUCCUACAGCCGUUUUCGCUCGUAAGCUCGCCAGGACGUGAAUUUUCCAUCAUAGAGAGCGCCGGCGGUGCGUCGUGGGCGUCGAUGCGAGUGAUCAGUGUCGGCCGCUACCGAGUACCGGCUCGACGUAACGUACGCUAGUCUCCUCAGUGACUCGUUCUUCCAUUGGUGACUCCGAGGCCAAGUCUGGUUGUUGAUGCUGUAUGACACGUAGUGUUGAUGUUAACGCAGGACUAAGUUUAUAUGUUCGGUACUUAAUAGAUGAUAUGAAACGUUUGUGUCGCUAGUUGAUAAAUAGUUUUACGAACGAUCGGUUCACUUAGUGUUAAGCGCACGUAGCCACCGCGUGCGCCGUGACAUACUUGGCUCACAUAUUAUAAAUCCAUUUUAUUUUCUAUUUAUAGGUGUAUCUACUUAUGUAUAUAUUGAAAGUAAAAAUACUCAACAUAGUUGUGGAUUUCUGCAUUCCGCCCGAUGACUAAAACUUAGGGAAAAAUUAUAAUAAGAAAACUUGUUUUGUUGGGGACAUAACGGUCGAUCUACGAGACACCUGGCUAUGUACACACACUACGAUAAUUGUUAAUGUAAGAUUGAUGUUGUGUCAAUUACUAAAAUCCGCUUCGCGCCAUCCGUGUCAUGUGCGAUAGCUAUUUCCCAAAUGAAUAAGUGACAUUCCAGUCUUGUCGAAGUGCGAGAGGCAAGUCCCGGCAGCAGCUUCGCAAGCGUCAUGGGUGGGACCAGCUGGGGAACAAUGUUAGGACUCAUGUAGAUAGGGAGCCGGCUCCUAGCGUUCGAACGAUUAUGCAAAUGGCUCAAACUAACACUUAGAUAAACCCUUCCUUAGCAAAAUUCUCUCGUUAAUUUGUAUUGUAGUGUAACUUAUGCUUUUACGAAAAUUAUUCGCUUUUAUUUAUUAAUAAUAAUUGUUUCGAUUACUUAGAGAAACGUUAUGAAUAUUGUAACACGGAACAUUCUUGAAAAUGUAUCAUUCCAAUGUAUUGUCUAAAGCGUAGAAUAGGUGCAGUUAUCAUAAGUUGAUUCGGAUUUGCCGCUCUCUCUUGGAAAAGUUCGUGUGUUUGCAUAAUUGUUUGAAUGCUUUAUUUAUAAUUAUUUAUUUACACCAUAGAAGUGUACCUACCGUUUCUUUCCGUUGUGUAUUCUUUAAUUCGUGUGAGUGUAGUUCCACUAAUUUAUUGUCGAGUCUGCCAUUUGUCAUUGAGUAAAUAAAAUAUAAUAAAGCGGAAUUCGUGAAUCGAUAACAUAUUGCCAUUAAUUGCAUUUAUAUUUUAAAUACAAAGUUAAUUAUAAUGCUUGUCAGAACAACGAAUGAGGUUUAACUGCCCUUGGUGUGCCGACACUACCCUUAUUAUGAGAGGUGUAAACAGUGCAUCAACACAGUAUCCUUACUAUUUAUUCAUCCAAAUAGAAUAAGUAUUUUUUCCUGGUAUAUAUUUGUGGUUUGAGCAUAAUCAUUUUGUCGGUGGUUAGAUAUGUGAUGGUACUUAAAAAAUAUUUUUGGAGUACAAUCACAUAUGGAAUGGUGCUAUAUUAUUUAAGAUAAUAUUGAAUUUUAGGAAGAAUAUCUUUAACAGAUUAUAUAAUUUUAACUAAAAUCAAUCGUGAAUGUGUGAUUUUUUAAACAAAUUUUAUUUAUUUUGUCAUUUGGAAAUCAAAAUUACCUACGAUAGCAGUCAAAACCAAGUGAUGUUUGUAGCUCUGUAUAAUACUAUUAUUAACUUAUUAACUCUAUACUGGGCAUCACAAUAUGUGUAUGUUUUUGAGCAAUCGAGUAUAUUCCAUUAAGUAAAUUAUUAUCAAACCUAUACUUUAGCUAGAUUUAAUAUUUAUAAAAAUCUAUUUGCUCAUUAUCAAAAUUGUACCUAUCCAUUUAGCCAAAUAUUCUAUUUACGGUGAGACGAUAAUAAUAAGAUAAUAUCGGAGUUACGCCUCGGGACGAUUAAUAAGAGAUGACUUGGUUUGCUUGAUCUUAGCUAAUUAUCGUACUUAUGUAACCUAGCAGGCGAGACACCGCCCCGAGGCUCUCGUGUCUACUGGCCUAGUGUGUUACUAUAGCUUUGUAUUUACAUUUCUUCAAGAGUUUAGUUUAAAUGUAUUUAACGAGAUACUAAGUGAGAUUAAUGUUUGAUAUAGCAUACUUUAUGUCUGCAUAUUUGUUAUUGUUGUAAUUAUUUUAGGAGAGUUUUAAUAUUGUUUUAUAGUGGCCUUUAUUCCGUAUCCGAAGUGAUAGAUUAUGCUGGUUUUGAUACUUAAUUACACUUUUGCUCUCUGCAAUACAUAUUUAUAUUAAUAUAGAAUAACAAACUAGUAUUCGGCUUCUUUAUAACUUUGGUAUUCGUAUUAACCGCACUUAAUAAUUGAGAUUAUUCAUUUGUAUUCACCAUUUUAGAUAUUAUGUAUUUAGCUAAGACUAUCAAUCAUUGUAGUCAGUAAGCAAUAUGGCUUAAAGCCCACAGUGUGUAGGAGAGCCAAGUAUUCAAUACCAUUAUAUUAUUAUGAUGUUGUGAUAACCACAGGAGUCGGAACUAGUGUAAUUGGAUAGUUUUUUACCUUGCCCUGUAAUGAAGCCUUGUAAAUAUUUACCAAGCCUUUACUAGAAUAAGGAACGAAUGUUGAUUAAAAUUUUUGACACAAAA